AUGGUGAUUAGGGUUUGGUUGGCUACUACUUACAGCCGGCAGAAGUCUUAUACAGACAACAAAAAAUGGCCCUUAGAGUUUAAUGUUGGUGACCAGGUGGCCUAUGAGUUGGCAUUGCCGGCGGAUGUAGCUUCAGUUCAUCUAUUUAUUCAUGUCUCUAUGUUAGAGAAGUGCCUUGGUGAUCCAGCAUCGAUUCUUCAUAUUAAAGGUUUAGGAGUUGACGAAGACUUGUCCUAUGAGGAGGUUCUUGUUGAGAUCAUAGACCGACAUGUAAAGCGGCUAAGAAACAAGAAGAUUGCCACAGUCAAGGUAUUAUGGAGGAACCAUCUUGUUGAGGGUGAUACGUGGGAGACCGAAGCCGAAUGA
Messenger RNA from Solanum pennellii, 366 nucleotides. RefSeq lists its product as uncharacterized. The coding region runs from base 1 to 366 and encodes 121 amino acids. The transcript has 2 exons. The record is from RefSeq and is a predicted model, not a curated record. Lineage: Eukaryota; Viridiplantae; Streptophyta; Magnoliopsida; Solanales; Solanaceae.